Molecule: messenger RNA, 906 nt
Organism: Acanthosepion pharaonis
Lineage: Eukaryota; Metazoa; Mollusca; Cephalopoda; Sepiida; Sepiidae
Source: the annotation of a GenBank genome assembly
AUGAUCUCUGUCAGAAAAUAUUCUUUUCAUUCAAGACCUCUUUUUCUUCUUUUAUCGUUCAUUAUUAUCUAUUUUUCUCCUUCCCGCCUUUUCUCAAUUCCGUUCUUUCAUUUUUCUCCUCUAUUUUUUGUUCGUCUGCUUUUCAUUUGUUCUUUCGAUUCUCCUUUUCUCUAUCUAAUUUACUGUUCACUUUUUUUUUUUUCUUCCUUUCUUAAUUUAUCCGACUAUUUUCUCAUUCUCUUUGCUUUUCUUUCUUUUUUCUUUCUUUCUAUCUAUCUUGCUUUCUUUAAUUCGCCUAUCAAUGUUUUUUAUCCCCUCCUCACUUUUCCAAGUAUUUUUUCGUUGUCUUUGCUUCUCUUUCUUUCUUUCUUUCUUUCUUUCUUUCUUUCUUUCUUAUCUUCAUCUUCAGUUUCCGUUUCUCCCUCACUUCCUCUUUCUUUCUUUUCCUCUCUUUCUCCCCCUCUCACUUUCCUUCAUUUUUAUUUUCCUACCUUCUUUCAAUUUUCCUGUUAUUUUCUCUUUCCUUUCUUUUUCUUUCUUACUUUUUCUUGUUUUCUUUCUUUCCCUAGCCUCAUCUUUCCUUUCCGUUCCUCCCCCUCCCCCCUCUCUCUCUCUAUCUAUCUAUCUCUAUCUAUCCAUCUUUUUCUUCUUUUCGUUUUCUUUCUUUUUAUAACAUCGUUAUUUACUUUCUCAUGUCAUUUUCUUUUUCCUCUUUCUCUCUUUUUCCGAUUCACGUACACUUUCCUUUCUUUCUUUCUUCCUGUUUUUCUUUCCCUUUCUCUAUUUUUUGUUUUUCUUCCUGUCUUUCUCUCUCCUUCUCUCUCUCUCUCACUCAUUCCUCUUAGCAUUUUUCUUUUACUUUUUGCUUCUUUCUUUCAUUCAACAUUAAAGCCUUUUUAUUUCUAA